Messenger RNA from Penicillium subrubescens, 1128 nucleotides. RefSeq names its product Gfo/Idh/MocA family protein. Lineage: Eukaryota; Fungi; Ascomycota; Eurotiomycetes; Eurotiales; Aspergillaceae. The coding region runs from base 1 to 1128 and encodes 375 amino acids. The transcript has a single exon. The record is from RefSeq and is a predicted model, not a curated record. Gene Ontology annotation, molecular function: nucleotide binding.
AUGACCUUAUCGAGCGAAAAAGUUGCAAUUGCUCUUGUUGGCGGAGGCACCAUCGCGCCUCUCCACGCGCAAUAUCUUCUUUCAUCUUCUACCUGCACUCUGAUAGCCUUAAUCGACCCUUUUCCUCCCGGUCAGGAGCUAGCAUUACAACUCGGAGUGCCUCGUUUCACAUCACUCGAAGAGCUCCUAGCAUCUACUUCUAAAGUUCCCGAUGCGUACAUCAUCUGCGUACCAUCGAGUCUUCACGUCCGGGUGACUGAAGAUAUUCUCAAAAGCUCUUCACCCAAAGCCAUACUCGUGGAGAAGCCCUUCUCUACAGACUCAAAGUCCGGAGGGCAACUUCUCGAGCUUGCUCAGCAGAAGUCUUGUCAGCUUCUUGUUGGUCACCACCGCCGUUUUCACCCGUCUGUUGUGCGUGCCCGUCAGGUCAUUGAAAGAGGUGAAAUCGGGAAAAUUACCGCAAUAUCUGGAUUCUGGACCGCCAAAAAAAAUGAUGGAUAUUUCACUUUUGCUGACUGGCGCUGCUCCCGCUCCGCUGGUGGUGGACCUAUCUGGACAAACUUCGUCCAUGACAUCGAUGUAUUACACUACUUGACAGGUUCAAGGGUAGCUCGAGUUUGGGCAAUUGAGACUAUGGGUCGCCGAUCGCGUACGGAAAUUCGAGGCAAUGACUUUGUGGAAGAAGGAGCAGCAAUUAUGCUCCAAUUUGCCAAUGGUGUGGUUGGUACGUUCAUCGUUAGUGAUAACGUGGCGAGUCCAUUCGGAUGGGAGGCUGCAACAGGCGAUAAUCCACUUUACCCACCAGCACCAGCUCAAGUGGAUUCUUAUCGGAUUUUCGGAACGGAAGGGACAUUAACAGAGCCUGAUGGUACUCUAUGGAAGUACCAUACUGAACAGGCGACAAAACUAGGGAGAGAAGUGGGGUGGAAUGUACCCAUGCAAAGAGAAGAGUUAGAGUCUUCGGAUGAGAUACCAUUCCAGCAACAAGCAGAGCAUCUUGCCAAGGUUGCAAGAGGAGAAGAAAGCCCACGUUGUUCAGGAGAGGAUGGAUUGGAUGCCGUGAGAGUGUGCGAAGCAGUGAUUGCUGCUUUAGAGGCAAAGGAUGGUCUCCCAAUUGAUUUAAAGUAA